This is a messenger RNA of Myxocyprinus asiaticus (Chinese sucker), 5513 nucleotides long. RefSeq names its product DNA-directed RNA polymerase II subunit GRINL1A-like. Gene Ontology annotation, molecular function: transcription elongation factor activity. Lineage: Eukaryota; Metazoa; Chordata; Actinopteri; Cypriniformes; Catostomidae. Gene Ontology annotation, cellular component: nucleus; intracellular anatomical structure. The transcript is spliced from 4 exons. Bases 190 to 1218 code for a protein of 342 amino acids. Gene Ontology annotation, biological process: transcription elongation by RNA polymerase II; intracellular signal transduction. The record is from RefSeq and is a predicted model, not a curated record.
UCGUCCCUAACUUCAGUGUCGUCGCUUAUUUUGACACAUGGCGGUAUGAGUGGAUACCUAGCGUCCACUUCAUCAUCAUCAUCAUCAUCAUUAUCAUUAGUAUCAGUAUCAGUCAUGAAGCAGAGUGGUGAAGAGUGAAAGUGUCAGUGUGAGUUUUUUACGGGUUGUUUAUUCUGCGCAUCUUUGAUCAUGUCGGCAGAGUGGACAGCGCGCCACGGGCAAGUGUCUGAUCUCAACAGCAAGAGAAAAGAUGAGCUCCUUGAGAUACUCUCACGACAAGAAAAGUUACUUUCUAAUAAGAGAUUUAUUCAGAGCCUACCAGAUAAGGGAAAGAAGAUAGCUGACUUUGUGGAGAAAGUACGCCUUGCUCUUGGACAUCUGGAGGAGGAGGAGAGAAAACAAGCAAGUUUAAUCUCUGUCCGGGCAGAGUUUCAGGCUAAAUAUCAGCAAGCCCUUGCCAAACGAAGCAUAGAUAAGCAUUUAGACUCAAGCUCAGCCAUGAGUAUCACUUCCCAUGACAAAACUGAAGCCCAUGUCAAUAUCACUGCAGCUAACAUACAGGAAAAUGGUGGUCUCUUUGGCCAGGAGUCUUUGACAUCUCCGCCAAAGGCUGCUGCUGAAACACUAGAAGCAAUCAAUGGAAAUGCAACAUUAUUGCUGAUGAAAGAAGGAGGGCUUGUGGAGGCAUUCGGGCGAGUAACGCUUGCUGAAAGUGACGAUGCCUCAAAUCGAGACACCUUUAAAAACCUGCCUCCUAGUAACCCACUUCUGGGCAAUCAGCAACAGAAGAAGCCACAUUACAUAGAAGUCCUGGAGAAGAUGGAGAAAAGUGUGAACGCAAGGAAGCCCAGAUUUAAACCAAACCAGUUAACAGUAAAAUCGGGGUCUUUGUCAACUAGUGAGAGCUCUGGCAGCACCACACCAAUUACUGCAGAGGCCAGAAGACAGCAAGACAGAAAACACCUAGAUGAUGUCACUGCAGCCAGGCUUCCACCCCUACACCACAGUCCUGCCCAGCUCCUGUCAUUAGAGGAGUCAGUCGCCCUUGUGCAAGAGCAGACUAGAAAGUACCAGGAGUUACAGGCCAAGCAAGCUGCCCAGAAGUUGGCAGAUGGUCUGAGAAUCAGGAGGGAGAGUAACAACCCAGAAGAAGGCCCACUGGCAGCCUACAGAGAGGUGCAUGAUGAUGGGGCCCAGCUUUCCUCAGAGGAGGACUGAUCGUGGGGCCCUACAGGGAGGGCACUAGCUUGUUGGUAUGUUUGGCCUUUUGCCCUGGACCAGCUCUAGGCCCAGAGCCCAUGCUUCAGGACCCUGGAGAGAGGCUUUCAGCCCAAGGACAAGAGAAGUGCUCUUCAUGAACAGCACUGACAAUGUCUUCAGAUAGAGAAUAAGAGGAGCUUCUGCCCACAAAUUUAAAUAAUGCAGGUUGAAUCGAGUUGAGAGUGAUUGUGUUAAGGCAAAACUUCUCAACUCUUUUUGCUUGUGGAAAUGUUUCAGUCUAAGAGUAAAAGAUUAUCUCAAGCAUAUGGAGGGGGAAAAAAAAUGACCUUGGCAGUUUGAGAUUUUCAACUGAGAAAUCACAACACCUGUUGUCAUGAUUGUACAGAAUAAUAAAAUUUUAAACUCUUAUAAGCCUUUCUUUUGAAAGUGGGGAACACGUAUAUGUGUUGUGAUAAUGUAAUAGAAUAUUUUUGUAUGACCUUUCUUAGUGUUUAUUCAAAACGAAAACCUCUGAAUUAACCUCUGUAGCUUUUGAUUGGCUGUUUGAAUUGUCACCAUCAGAUAACAGAAACUGUUUCAUAAACUAAAGGUGGAAGCACUUAAUGUUGUGUCACUUGAGAGCAACAGCUUAGAAAAAUACUUUCUCCCUCCUCCGUUUUUGUGCUGCAUUGUUUUGUUAACUGCCCCACUGGUUUAAUUUGAUACAAUGAGUGAGCCAUCAUUUGAAGGGAGGGAUGUUAUCAGUGCAGAAAGCUGUGACAUGCCUCAGAUGAUUAAUAUAUGUAAUGUGAAAUAUCGAGGCUUGAAGGAAGUAGACCAGUUGGUGGAGUACAUCUGGAUUGCAUUAGAUCAUGUUACUGCAUCGAGUAGCAAUGCAUGCUAUGAUGGCAAAACAUAGACAUGACAUAUGGUGAAUACUAUUUUCAAGACUAAACACAGAUAAGAGACAAACACACUCUUUAAGCUCACCACUAAUCAUUUUUAUUUGAUCUCUCCUAAACUCUCAGGAUACAAACAGUUAUUUAUAUACAAACAGGAACCUUUAUAUUAGAAGAAAGGGAAAAAAAGAGUUUGAAGGGGUAUGAGUGAGAGAGAACGAGAUGAAAUUCAAAUCUGUGCUGCUCUGCAGUUGAUGACCUGUGAUAACCUCUAGUAAUUGUUUCUGCCUGUUGAUGGGAACUGCUGCCUCGAACAGAAAAAAAAAAAAAAAAAGAUCCUCACACAUCUGGCAGGUUAGUGUUUAGACACUGUGUGUGACGAACUCCAGAGUGCCUUACCCAGAUGUCCAAUGAUAAAUAUGUCAGACUUGUCUAGAAAGAAUCUCCCCUGUACUGGGAUUAAUUAAGACUACCUUGCUUACAAAGGAAAAGAUACUGUUACCAAUUAAACACUUGAUUCCUGUGCUGAUCAUUGUCCGGACCUGAACAGCGAGUCAUGAGUGCAUAGAUAUGCCUAAAUUGGAAUCAUACAUGCAUUCUGCAGCCAGUGUUUUUAAGUUGUUCCUUUUGACUCCAUAUACCCUCACACCCAUCGUCUCAGAUUAAUAAACCACUUAUGGAGUCAUCUGCAAGUGGUUUUCAUCUACUACAAGUGUGAAAUCGUGCCCCAAGAGAACGGGCACAUUUUUUGAGCAUUGAGGUGGAUGAAAGGAUUGUGUACUGUAUAUUUUCUUAAAAAUGCCCUUUACAGACUUGCCAAUAAGAACACACAAUGUGUUCUUGAGGCAAUGAUUGAAUUAGGAAGGAUAGUGCUGUUACUUCUAGCUCACAGAACCUGAAUGGUCUUCUCUUUUUGUCUCUCAUUUUUUAUUGCAUUGUGCCGGACAGGCUAAAGUUUUGCUGUAGUGCAGUACAGGUAUCAUGCUAAUUUCUCUGCUUUCUUGAAUAUCCUUCUUUUUUUAAAUCUUAUUUAAAGGAGUAGUUCACCCAAAAAUGAAAAUUCUCUCUUCAUUUAGUCACCUUAUGCCAUCCCAGAUGUGUAUGACUUUCUUCAGCAGAACAUAAAUUAAGAUUUUUAGAAGAAUAUCUCAGCUCUUUUGGUGCAUACAAUGCAAGUGAAUGGGUGCCAAAAGUUUGAAGCUCCAAAAGUCACACAAAUCAGCAUAAAAGUAAUCAAUAUGACUCCAGUGGUUAAAUCAAUGUCUCCAGAAGCGAUUUGAUAGGUGUGGGUGAGAAACGGAUCAAAAUUUAAGUAAAUUUUUACCAUAAAUUCAACUCCCUGGCUGCACUUUAACUUUCACAUUCUUCUUCUUGUGUUUUUGGUGAUUAACAUUCUUCAUGCAUAUGCUCCCUACUGGGUAGGGGGAAGAAUUUCAAGCAAACAUUUUCUUUAUUUUUUUAUUUUUCCCCUUUCUCUCCCAAUUUGGAAUGCCCAAUUCCCAAUGUACUUUUAAGUCCUCAUUGUCAUGUAGUGAUUUGCCUCAGUACGGGUGGCGGAGGAAGAAUCCCAGUUGCCUCUGCAUCUGAGACCAUCAACCCGUGCAUCUUAUCACGUGGCUUGUUGAGCGUGUUGCCACAGAGACAUAGCGCGUGUGGAGGCUUCAUGCCAUCCACCGCGGCAACCACGCUCAACUCACCACGCACCCCACUGAGAAUGAACCACAUUAUAGCGACCACGAGGAGGUUACCCCAUGUGACUCUACCCUCAAUAGCAACCAGGCCAAUUUGGUUGCUUAGGAGACCUGGCUGGAGUCACCCAGCAUGCCCUGGGAUUUGAAAUAGUGAGCUAGUGAACUCCAAAGGUGGUAGCCAGUGUAUUUUACCAUUGAACUACCCAGGCCCCCAAGCAAAAAUUUUCUUCAAUGUUGCUGUUUCUCACCCACACCUAUCACUUCAGAAGAUAUGGAUUUAAAAACUGGAGUUAUAUGAGUUACUUUUAUGCUGCAUUUAUGUGCUAUUUGGAGUGUCAACAUUUUGACACAGUAAUGUGAUGACAUACAGAGCUGAAAUAUUCUUCUAAAAAUCUUAAUUUCUGUGCUGCAGAAAUAAAGAAAGUCAUACACAUCUGGUAUGGCAUGAGGGAGAGUAAAUGAUGAAAUAAUUUUCCUUUUUGGGUGAACUAUUCCUUUAAUGGCAUUUUGAUUGAUCACUGUUAGAUAGUAAAGAUAAAUCUGUCAUUAUCCCUCUCCUUAGUCCACCUUUCUCUGUCUACCUUGCAGUGGAUCCAGUUUCAUACUAAACCACAGAGCAGGUCACAUACUCUGAUGUCUCAGUUACACUGGCACAGCUGACAGAUCUUAGGGCAAUGGUAUUACAAACAUAUUGCUGCUGUGCUGUAAGAAAAAACAAUUUAAAGAGGCCACCAUGCUGAAAGGAAAAACACUAAAACCAGACUAAAUUCUGGUUGGCUGGAUUAAGGUGGUCUUAGCUGGUUUAAGUUGGUUCUCCACUGGUUUAGCUGGGAGGCAAGCUGGUCUGCCAGCCUAGCUAAAAAAUGCCCAAAACCUUCUAAAAACAAGUAACUGACCAGACUGUGUGACCAAGUAAGACAACACUGCUUAAUUAAAGUCAGCUUAAGCUGGUUUUAUCUUUUUUGUUUUUAAGCAGGUUCAUGCACAAAAUGAUUUAAGCCUUUAACAAAUGUUCACUUUCAAUGAGGAUAAAAUGCUUUGGAUAUUUUGCCACUCAUUUAUGGUAUGUGUUGUUUUUUCCUCAUUUGAUUUUCUGUAGUUCAGUGCCAUCUGGUUUUGAUUGAGUGAUUAAUCAUAGUGGUUAGUUGCACACCACACAACAGUAUUCACUAAGGCCAUCCUGAUGUACUAUUUUUCAGUACUGGAUGUGUAUCUAAUUUAGACAGUGGCAAUGAAUAGUCUUAAAUCUACUAGUAUAUUUACUUUAAAUAUGUGAUUCGGGUAUGGUUUUGAUACAGCAGUUGUAAAUGCAAGAAGAAGAGGGUGCGUCAGCACUUAGAAUGAGAAACCUCACUAUUGACCUGUUUCAUAUGACGUCAUGGUAUGAUCGCGCCACCAUGUUUGUGACCAAUAUUUCAUAUACCUUCAUUGUGCCCAUUGCGAGAUGCAACAAAAAACCUUCUUUAGAAGUUAAAAGAAGCUCUUACAUUCAUACAGACGGGAUCAUCGCAGACGUUUUUUUUAAUACUGUGACUAAAUCAGACCAGAAAACAACACAAAAACCUUUGUAACUUCUGAAUGAGAGAUGUUUAAUGUGAUGUGCAGGUGGGCACGUGUACUCGCCAGUCACACAUCAGACUCUCCUGCGUCCGUGAAUAAUGGAUAAAAUAUCUUUAUAUGUCUGCGAAAGUCCAAUUUGGUAAUAUUUGUGCUGUCUUCAGAC